Harpegnathos saltator (Jerdon's jumping ant) is the source of this 3907-nucleotide messenger RNA. It is a transcript of the gene tamo, whose product is annotated as PUB and ZnF_RBZ domain-containing protein tamozhennic. Gene Ontology annotation, cellular component: cytoplasm. The record is from RefSeq and is a predicted model, not a curated record. NCBI's taxonomy places the organism in Eukaryota, Metazoa, Arthropoda, Insecta, Hymenoptera, Formicidae. The transcript is spliced from 6 exons. The coding region runs from base 233 to 2203 and encodes 656 amino acids.
UCACUGCAUUUUCGAUGCAUGAUGUAAUGCGAACAUAACCAAAAAAAAGUUUUGCGAAAAAUAUUUACUGUUUAUACGGAGCGCGAUGUAACGACACGCCGUUUAAGUGCAUCCGAUGAUUUGGCGGAUCGUGAACAACUGAAAUGGAAAAUCACGCCGUGUCGCAGGUUGGAGCUAGCCGCACUUCGAAUCGGGAAUCUGUUCCAAAACUAGAUUUCUAGGAGGGAUAAAAAUGGCGACUGAUGUAAUAAUCAGGGGCAAGGACAGGCUGCAAGAGAUCAGUAUGAAACUGGAGCAUAGUCACUUGGCAUAUCUGCAAACAGAUGACAGUCCUUUGAAAUUACAGCAACGUCACAAAUUAGAAGGCUUCAUAAAAGAGUAUCUCUGUCUGGUACCCAACGAGAACAAAUAUGUGUUUCAAGAAACAGCAGAUAUUUUACAUAGAUCAGCAGCUACAGUAACAGAUUUCAGUGGGUAUAGAGCAGCAACUGCCUGGAGUGCAAUUUCAUUGUAUGCAGCUAAUCUCUUGGCUCAACCUUGGCGAAAAGAAUACAGGAUAGUGAGGACAUACAGUGGCUAUUACAAGCAUGAAGUAGAGGCGAAUUUAAUAGGUGCAGAGUUAAUGUUCGAGCAGAUGGGCUAUAAACAUACCGGCCUGGGUGUGCUGACUCUGGAGGGACCGAUCGAUCCGGAUAAAGUCUCCAACGUCAGCAGGGACGCUAUCGUGGCUUUCGUAGAGUGUCAGAUCCUAAAGCAGAUCUGGGAGAGCGUGUCGCAGAACUACACCAUCUCCUGGCUGGAGGUGUUGGAGUUCCGCGAGAGCAACGUCGGCACACCGGAACAGGCAAUCCGCGCGCUCAACUACCGUUUCCUCGAGAAGCUGCACCAGAACCGCGCGGCUAAGGGCAACAGUUACAAGGAUUACUACGCUCAACAACAGCAACAGCAGCAGACCAGUGUGGACGCCGUGCCGCUCACUGUACCGUACCAGAUCAUGCCGCCAAGUUACAACGCGAUGACGAUGCCACCUGCUUGCCAGACGGACUUCCGACGUAUCGAGGACGUGAGUAACAUAGUGCCGGUCAACUACCGCUACUAUCAGCCGUUCGACCGCACCUUCGUCAACUGCUGCAACACUUACGGCUGCCUGCCGCAUGGGAACAAGUUCUACAGCAGCGGCGGCGUGCCAACAGAUCCUUAUUGCGCCACGUUGCCGGCUUACCCACAGAUUCGAGUACCGACCGGCAGAUUGAUAGAGCUCGACGCUGUGCCGACGUCCACGAUGAGCCACUACAGCGACAAAGCUCCUCGCAAGUCACACAGGAUAUCGGAUCUGGACGAGGUGGACUUCUACAAGCGGCCGCAACCUUUGAGCGACGUUGAUCAUUACAGCGAGUACGGCGGCAAGACGGCGGCCGACAGGAAGGCCGCCAGCAGAUCCAACUCCAACGUCAGCAGAACGCGUAGCGACGGCUACGACACGUGGGACUUCGUGUACAAGAAUCUCGAGAGCCAAGGUUACUCGAAGGAUAUUGGCGAGCGGGAGGACGUGUUGCAGCACAGGAAGGAGUUGGAUCCGCGCGCACAGUCCAAGCACAGAGCGCUCAGGACGCAGACGGAGAACGAGAGCAAGUACAGCGCUUACAGGUUCGAGAAGAGAAGGAGCGGCAAGAGCGAGCCGAACGACGUCGACUCCAGCGAGACGAACGGUAGGAAUCACCAGGAUAUCAUGCCGUUCAAGAAGAAGUCCUCGUCCUUCGACCUGUCGGACUCGAGCCGGUACAACAACAGCGGCGCCGCUAUUACGAUAGAUGCGUUUAACCGGGACAAGAGGCACAAUAGUCAGACCUUGCCGAUGCCGCGUAUGCACAAAUCCUCUGAUCAGAUAGCGAAGAUCGAGGACUCGAUGAGGAACAUCGACAUCGCACGGCUCAGCAAGGACGAGGUCGGCAAAGAAGAGGAGCAGCAUGUGGACGAGGGCGAGGGCGGGAACAGGUGGAACUGCGGCACGUGCACAUAUCUCAACACACCCGGCAGGGACAUCUGCGAGAUGUGCGGCAAGUCGAGAUACAAGGGCAACGAGGACAAGCCGCUCGCCAGUGGCGGCAAGGAGUGCCCCAAGUGCACGCUGGUGAACGAGAAGGACGUUUCUAUCUGUGAUGCCUGCCAUACCAGCCUGAAGGAUUCUCCGACCUACAUAUAGACGAAUCGAGUUCCUCGGGGCCUAUCGCCGAGAAAAGAGAAAGAAGAAGAAGAGAUUACUCGAAUCUUGAAGAGUUCCACAAUCGGUGGAAGCGAAGGCGGGCGGUCGUGCGAUCGUGUAGUGUGAUAAUUGCCGCCUGAUGACGAAACACGGGCGGAGUCUCAUCGAUUGCAAGCUUCCCUUCUUCCUUUCGACCUCGGCAGAGGACGAUCAGCUCGUCGCUUUAGCCAGGAUGUUGCGCUAUGAUCCAGUAUAGCGUGCAAGAUACGUUGUGCGGAUACAUGGAGAUACGUACAACACGAGUCUUGUUUUCAACGACCUAACAUGUACACGGGAAGGCAAAUACAGGGAAAAGGAAAAGAGAACUUAGAAGUAUAAUAUAUUGAUAGCAUACGAAUCUUGAUUAUAUAGAGAAGAGAGGGUACAAAGUUAUUUAUUUAAAAUUUAUCUUGCGCAGUGUACGUAAUGUAUAACAAUUCCUCUUUAGUAUCAUUUUAGUAUUAUUAUGAUAUCGGGGCCUAUCGGAUGAGCAUCGAGUAGGCAUCAGGAACAUACGCAUCAUUAUUGACGCUUUUGUAGCUCUUGACAACUUGCUAUUAGGGAAAUUUAAUCAAACGUUGCUAAUCCCAUGCAAGACUUCCUGUCGGCUGAUCGAAAAUCGCGGAACUGAUUCACGAAGACUGGUGGAGAAAUAACGAGAAUUAGUUCAUGUGUCAUCUGUUUUAAUUAUACGAACGGCUGUUUUAAUUAUACGUUCUGUCGUAUAAAAAAACGUCGCAUUUGUUUUCCAAAUUAGGACAUCAUAAUAGAAAGUGAGACGGUACAAUAAAUUGCCGCUAUUGUAAGAAAGAAUCACAGCGAAUAUAAAGUAUUGUUAAUGUGAUUAAUAGAUUUUGUAAUGUGUAAGCACACCACUACGUAAUGUUUCAUGGAAUUGUCCCAAAAAUUUGGAUCGGCAGCCGCUUCUCGGUUUGCGUAUAAUAGUCUACGCUAUGUUAGUAACUUGAAGGAGUGUUUUGCGUUCCCCCGAAAGUAUAAAUUUAGGCGUUUAUUGUGAAAUAUAAAGAGAACGUUAAACUCAACUUUAGCAGAUUAUAAAACUAUCGUGCAUUCGGUUGCGGAUUGUUAGAAUUGUCGUAAUAAUAUUUGCAUAUUGUGCCACGCACAUGUAGGGAAUGAUAAUAAAAAUUUUGAUAUGAUUGGCGGCAUAGUUUCUAUGGCAAUUGACCAAAAUUUACUGACGAUACGGCAUCCACAUGAAAUCAUGCAUUCUGCAAUUGUUUAGAAAUAACUUUCUUAUUUAUUUAAGAGCAGUUAUUGAGUAUAUACCCCAUUGUUAUUUAUUCAUACAUUCCUUAUUCACAUCGAUUCGUUGAAGCGUUAAAUCUAUUCUGUUCACCGAAUAUCUUCCAUCUCCUACGUAUCAGCAACAUCUCUAUAUUUCAUUUGUUACAUUUAAGUUUGGUUUGGAUCAUUGAAUGUAUGUAACUUGCAGUGUCUUAACUUUAUACGUAUGUAAGAUAUGCGCAGGAUGCUUGAAUUUCCGCAAGUUUGUCGAAGUUGCACAAAAUGUAUAUGCAGCUAAGUAAGCUUAGUCGAAAGUGCUUCUCUGUCCGGAGACAUUGGACUUUUGCUCAAUAGAAGAAAAUCUGUAACGAAUGCUUGAGCUAAUGUACUUCAACUUAUGUUCAAUCCCCAAGCAUU